AAGUGCGGCGGAAAGUAAGAGGCUCAUUGGGGAAGACUGCCGGGAUCAGGGUCCCCAGGGCUCCGCUUGGGCCAGAGGCGUGGGAAGGAGGAGUGCCGGGUGACCCUGCGCCCGCUCCCGCUGCGCUGCGUUUGCUGAGCCCGCUCAGCUUCCCAAGAAAGGAUGGCACUUCUGUGGUGUGUAGUGAGUCUCUACUUCUAUGGGAUCCUGCCAAGUGAUGCCUCAGAACGCUGCGAUGACUGGGGACUAGAUACUAUGAGGCAAAUCCAGGUGUUUGAAGAUGAGCCAGCUCGCAUCAAGUGCCCACUCUUUGAACACUUCCUGAAAUAUAACUACAGCACAGCCCAUUCAGCUGGCCUUACUCUGAUCUGGUAUUGGACUAGGCAGGACCGGGACCUUGAGGAGCCAAUCAACUUCCGCCUUCCUGAGAACCGCAUUAGUAAGGAGAAAGAUGUGCUCUGGUUCCGGCCCACCCUCCUCAAUGACACUGGCAACUAUACCUGCAUGUUAAGGAACACCACAUAUUGCAGCAAAGUUGCAUUUCCCCUGGAAGUUGUUCAAAAAGACAGCUGUUUCAAUUCCCCCAUGAAACUCCCAGUAUAUAGACUGUACAUAGAAUAUGGUAUUCAGAGGAUCACAUGUCCAAAUGUAGAUGGAUUUUUUCCUUCCAGUGUCCAACCUACCAUCACUUGGUAUAUGGGCUGUUAUAAAAUACAGGAUUUUAAUAAUGUAAUACCUGAAGGUAUGAACUUGAGUUUUCUCAUUGCCUUAAUUUCAAAUAAUGGAAAUUACACAUGUGUUGUUACAUAUCCAGAAAAUGGACGUACCUUCCAUCUCACCAGGACUCUGACUGUGAAGGUGGUAGGCUCUCCAAAAGAUGCAAUGCCCCCCCAGAUCCAUUCACCCAAUGAUCACGUGGUCUAUGAGAAAGAACCAGGUGAGGAGCUACUCAUCCCCUGUAAAGUCUAUUUUAGUUUCCUGAAGGACUCUCGCAAUGAGGUUUGGUGGACCAUUGAUGGGAAGAAGCCAGAUGACAUCACUAUUGAUGUAACCAUUAAUGAAAGUAUAAGUCACACUAGAACAGAAGAUGAAACAAGAACUCAGAUUUUGAGCAUCAAGAAAGUUACCCCUGAGGACCUGAAGCGCACCUAUGUCUGUCAUGCUAGAAAUGCCAAAGGGGAAGUUGACAAAGCUGCCAAGGUGAAACAGAAAGAGGUAGCUCCAAGAUACACAGUGGAACUGGCAUGUGGUUUUGGAGCCACAGUCCUGCUAGUGGUGAUUCUUAUUGUUGUUUACCAUGUUUAUUGGCUGGAGAUGGUCUUAUUUUACCGGGCUCAUUUUGGAACAGAUGAAACCAUUUUGGAUGGGAAGGAGUAUGAUGUUUAUGUGUCCUAUGCAAGGAAUGCUGAGGAAGAGGAAUUUGUAUUACUGACCCUCCGUGGAGUUUUGGAGAAUGAAUUUGGUUACAAGCUGUGCAUCUUUGACCGAGACAGUCUGCCUGGGGGAAUUGUCACAGAUGAGACCUUGAGCUUCAUUCAGAAAAGCAGACGCCUCCUGGUUGUCCUAAGCCCCAACUACGUGCUCCAGGGAACCCAGGCCCUCCUGGAGCUCAAGGCUGGCCUAGAAAAUAUGGCCUCUCGGGGCAACAUCAACGUCAUUUUAGUACAGUACAAAGCUGUGAAGGAGACGAAGGUGAAAGAGCUGAAGCGGGCUAAGACGGUGCUCACGGUCAUUAAAUGGAAAGGGGAAAAAUCCAAGUAUCCACAGGGCAGGUUCUGGAAGCAGCUGCAGGUGGCCAUGCCAGUGAAGAAAAGUCCCAGGCGGUCUAGCAGUGACGAGCAGGGUCUCUCCUAUUCAUCCUUGAAAAACGUAUGAAAGGGACAAUGAAGUGGGUAAAAAGACCAAGGGGUACUUCAGGAAGGGUCUUCUCAUUCUUCUUUCCCAGUUUAUGGUUUCAUAGGCAGAAACUAAUUGUCUAAGCCUCCCCAUAAGGAUAAAUCCAGAGUGACUGUACGGCUGGCUGUUCUCUUUCCUCAGCCAAGACUAACAUUUAGAAUGAUAUUAUCAACACUUGGUCACCAGACUCUGAUGUCACUAUGUUCUUUGCAGGCAAAGACUUGGUUGAUGUGAAUCGCCCCUUUUACAUCAUCCAUUCCUGUUCUUAUAUGUCGCUAUUAUUUUUUUUUAAUCUUAACAUAUGGAGCAGCCUUUCUCAUGGAUUUAACGAUGCCUUUAAGAUAAGUCAUCUGUUGACAGAGUCAUAAGUUUCUGAAAAGGUUUUCUUUUUCUUUUAUUUUUACUCAUCCAUUGAAAAGAUAAUCAGGACCUAAAUUUUAGCUGAGGAAAAUGAACUCUUUUGUCCAUUCAGCUGUGCAACACAUCACCACAGUAAGACCAACAUUCACUUAGGGUGACACAAAGCAGGAGAACUGAAAAUGUUCCUCACAAUUGAUUUAAAGGGCUUACUUUUCUUUUACUAUACCACCCUUUCCCUCCAUCUCAGGUAACUGAUGUCAUAUUUGGUAAACUUGAAAAAUAUAAGUUUUGUUUUUACUACAGUAAAUUACUGACUAUCUGCCGAUCGACCUACAUUUUUCAUUCCAUCUCCAUAUCUCCCAUUGGCCAUUUAGAGUUUGCAGGUUGGCUCCAUAUUUGGUUCAGUCUGAGAGGAAACUUCUCCUAAUGGUGCUAAUAGAGAGUAAGGUAACAGCAAAAUGCUUUUAGGACAAUUUUUGACUUGUGAAAAGAGCACAGAACAGGAUAUUUGGCAAUUGGUCUUUCAAUCUUCGCCUCACUAAUGUGACUACCAGGAAAGUGAUUUCUCCUUACUUGUUUAUGUCUCUCCACUGUGAAGUGUGAAGGUUAGACUUAGUGACCUUGAGAGUUAGCAUUAAUAUUCUAAGAGAAUUAAUUGUAUUGCCUGUAAUUUACUCUGUAUUACAGGUACUACAGUUGCUCCAAAUAAGUCAAUCUGAAAAGUCACUGUCAAUGAAACUUGUUUUUGUUUUAAGUAAUAUUUUACUGUUCUUAAGACUUGGAAAACUAAGUGCAGAGUUUACAGCAUGGUAAAUAUCUAUGUUAUAUGUAGAUUAUAUAUAUGUAUGUGUAUAUAUAUCUACAUACCAUAAAUUAUGUGUAUGGAUUAUACACACAUGGAAUUAAUGUGUGUAUAUAUCCACAUGCACAUGUAUUAUAUAUAUGUAUAUAUGUGUGUGUGUGUUGUGUGUGUGUGUUUAUGACUUUAAAGAGCCAUGGGUACAAUUUUACAAACUGCUGAAACUCUUGUGCAGUUUUUAAAUUAUGUUUUUACUGUAAUGCUUUUGUGUCAGUGUUUUUUGUACAUUAAUAUUAUUUGUGAAUUCACAGCUCACAGAGUAGUACUUGCCAUUAGUUCUUGUUUUCCCUAAGUUAGCAUAAAUAACUUACUACUGCUACGGUUGAUAUGGGUUGCAGUAGCAUCUGUUGUGCACAGAACUUGCAUGGUCACUGCUAAGCAGUAGCCUGUCACCUAGCAUUAGCUGAUUUACUACUACAUUCCCAGCAUACACAUUUAGAAACUAAGCUGUGUUAAUCUUGGUGCUCAAGUAUCUAGACUACUGAGUGAUAAAGGAGACAAAUGUACUUAUACAUGAGUCUGGGUAUCCUAUGAAACACAAUAAUUCAUAACUUAAGGAAGCCUUUUCCCUGUAGUAUGAAUGUUGUUGAUAAGCAAUUCUAAAAUUACCUCCUACAUUUAAGUGUCCUUCAUCAGUAUUAAAGUCCAAAAUAAAUCAUUUCUUUAUAUAAGAGUUAUUGAUUAUUUUAAAUUGAAAAAAGGUUCACUUUUGAAUUCUUGACUAUGAAGCUAUGAUAUAGAUUCACUCUUGAAUCUAAUUUUGUUUUAGCCUUAUUAAUGUUUUUUCUUAUUACAAACCACAAUUAUUCCCCCUAUUAACCCUUCACUUACAAGACAGGGGAAACUUAUUCCAGAUAAGCUUUGAAUAUCAAUUCUUGCAUGAGCUUUAGGUAAAUAGAGAAUGGUUUCAUCACCAAGGGGCCAUUCUCUUGCUAAUGCUGCAUUUCUUUUGCACUUUUGGAUUCCAUAUUUAUCCCAAAUGCUGUUGGGUGCCCCUAAAAACUCCUUGAUUUUUUUUCCCUAUUUAUAUUCCUGCCUUUGGUACUAAACUUCUCCAAAUGCUAUAAUAUAAAGCAUAUCAAAUCUAGGGAUAUGUCUCAUUGUAAGAGAACUUUGUUUUUGGAGCUAUGUUCCAGAAGAUGCCCAACAUGGAACAUUUGAGGGAGAUGGGGAAAUAUACCUGUAAUUUAGAGAGCAAGAACAAAUCAUGUCUCUAAUUGAAAAAAAAAAAAAAAAACAAUGGUUUUAUAUAAGUGAUAUCAUGACCUUUUGUACCCAGGUUAACAAAGAACUAUGAUAUAUAAUAGAGUGUCUAAUUACAAAAUCAUAUAAAAUUUAUUUCUUUUCUGUAUUGUAAUUUAGGUGAUUCCUUAGGAUUCUAAUAAAAGAGCACUCCAUUGUGUUGGGGAACAAAAACAUCACUCCACUUGUUAAUUACCCAUUUUCGUUCCAUAGGUUUUAAUGUUUUGAGAUUAUCUUUUUAAUUUUAUUCAUGAACUUUUGUAUUUUUCAUUUUUCAUUUGAUUUGUAAAUUUACUUGAUUUAUAAAUAAACCAUUUAUUUUCAGCUUUGAA
Molecule: messenger RNA, 4689 nt
Organism: Lemur catta (Ring-tailed lemur)
Lineage: Eukaryota; Metazoa; Chordata; Mammalia; Primates; Lemuridae
Gene: IL1RAP
Product: interleukin 1 receptor accessory protein
Exons: 11
Coding region: 163-1875 (570 amino acids)
Biological process (GO): signal transduction
Molecular function (GO): interleukin-1 receptor binding; interleukin-1 receptor activity
Source: RefSeq, a predicted model, not a curated record